UGUGCCCGGCCACGUUUGAAUUGAUACGCAAUCUGAGAGAAUUAUUUGUUGGAAUCGUAGACAAAUUUCAUCAUUCUUUUGUCGUGUGGUUUAACGGAGUGGUGCCUAACGGAAAAAUGGUUCUCGAUUUAGAUCUAUUUCGCAGCGAUAAAGGUCAUGAUCCGGCUAAGGUCCGAUCGAAUCAGGAGCGUCGCUUCAAGGAUGUCGCCUUGGUAGACACUGUGAUCGAACAGGACGGAGAAUGGCGCAAGUGUCGUUUCAAUGCAGACAAUUUCAACAAGUUGAAAAAUCUGUGCAGUAAAGAAAUUGGCGAAAAAAUGAAGAAAAAGGAACCACAAGGAGCGGAAGACGAACCCGUACCGGAAACUAUCGGAAACGAUUUGUUAUCAUUGAAAAGCGAAGAUUUGAAGAAGCUUACGGUCAAUCAGAUCAAAAAGGUUCGAGGAUUGAUUGAUGAGGCUAUAGUAGAGAACGAAAAGAAGCUAAAUGAAGCUGAAACGAAAAGAAAUACUGCACUUCGAGAGGUGGGUAACCAUCUGCAUGAUAGCGUUCCCGUCAGCAAUGAUGAGGACGAAAAUAAGGUCGAAAGAACAUACGGCGAUUGUGAAAAACGGUUGAAAUAUUCCCAUGUUGAUUUGAUUGUAAUGAUCGAUGGGAUGAAUGGUGAAAAAGGUGCUGUGGUUUCUGGCGGAAGAGGAUACUUUUUGACUGGACCGGCAGUGUUUCUGGAACAAGCUUUAAUACAACACGCUUUGCAUAGCUUGUAUGAAAAGGAUUAUACUCCGCUUUACACUCCGUUUUUCAUGCGUAAAGAAGUAAUGCAAGAAGUGGCCCAGCUUUCACAAUUCGAUGAAGAAUUAUACAAGGUCGUCGGGAAGGGCAGCGAAAAGACGGAAGAAGGCAAUACUGAUGAAAAGUAUUUGAUCGCAACAUCGGAGCAACCAAUCGCUGCCUACCAUCGGGAUGAAUGGAUCCCUGAAGCCUCGUUACCAAUAAAAUAUGCCGGAUUGUCAACGUGCUUCCGGCAAGAGGUCGGUUCCCAUGGACGUGAUACUCGGGGUAUCUUCCGAGUGCAUCAGUUUGAAAAGGUGGAACAGUUUGUGUUGACGUCUCCACAUGAUAACAAAUCCUGGGAGAUGAUGAACGAAAUGAUCGCCAAUGCUGAGCAGUUCUGUCAGUCACUUGAAAUACCGUAUCGCAUCGUGAAUAUUGUGUCUGGAGCACUGAAUCAUGCCGCCUCGAAAAAGCUUGACUUGGAGGCUUGGUUUGCUGGUUCCGGAGCGUUUAGGGAGCUGGUUUCCUGCAGCAACUGUUUAGACUAUCAAGCAAGAAGGCUACUCGUUCGCUUUGGCCAAACCAAGAAAAUGAAUGCGACGGUCGACUUUGUUCAUAUGCUCAAUGCGACUAUGUGUGCCACGACUCGAGUGAUUUGCGCUAUACUGGAAACGCAUCAAACCGAAACCGGUGUCCGGGUUCCGGAACCACUGCGGAAGUAUAUGCCAGAAAAGUAUCGCGAGGAAAUUCCCUUUGUGAAACCAGCACCGAUCGAGGUGGAAGCGGCCGCCGCACAGGCUAAAAAGGAUAAGAAAGGCAAAAAAGAAAGUCCUGCUGCGUAAAAUGCUGUCACUCACUGUUGGAUGGAGAGAAAAUGCUAGCUUGGGGCCGUCCUUAUAAAAAAGAAUUAUUGUCUUAUUUUUCUAAGAGAUGUUUCGUGACAUACAUAUUUUAGUUGUUUUAGGUUGAAAUUUAAUAGUUGGUAUCUUUUUAAUGUGGACGGUUAUCAACCCCAACCGGUUUGCCUAGCUUCAUCUCUAUGCAAAUUCUAAUUCGAUUAUCGGAGAGAUAUUUCUGAAAAUUCGUUAUAACGCCAGCGAAUCUUAUGAUGUAAGCAUUUUAAGGUAGUUUAUUGAAUCCUAAUUGAUUGGCUCGGGUCCAUGUUGAUUGCAUUUAAUAUCGAAGUAAAUUCUCGAGAGCCGACUGCUGGUUAAUCAGAGUCACUAAAAGUCUCAAAAAUUGUUGAAGACACGGCACUAGACAGCUAUUUAAUUUUCAGUACUCCUCACCCAAUGUUUGCGUGCACGAGUUUUUUUUUUCUUUGAAAGUAAAUUCCCGGUGAACGACCUUGAAGGUUAAAGUCGGGGUUAAAUAAAAAUAUACAAUUCAAUAAUCUACUAAAUUUCAGCCCAAAAUAAAUUAAACGUACUCAAUUAUUUCGCGCUUUUCUGGUGCUGUGUGCCGAUUCACCACACUCCAAUAUUAUUAGUUAUUUAUAAAGGGUGAUUUUUUAAGAGCUUGAGAACUUUUUUAAACAAUAAAACGCAUAAAAUUUGCAAAAUCUCAUCGGUUCUUUAUUUUAAACGUUAGAUUGGUACAUGACAUUUACUUUUUGAAGAUAAUUUCAUUUAAAUGUUGACCGCGGCUGCGUCUUAGGUGGUCCAUUCGGAAAAUCCGCUUUUUUAUCGACAAAUUUUGUUCAGCGAUGAGGCUCAUUUCUGGUUGAAUGGCUACGUAAAUAAGCAAAAUUGCCGCAUUUGGAGUGAAGAGCAACCAGAAGCCGUUCAAGAACUGCCCAUGCAUCCCGAAAAAUGCACUGUUUGGUGUGGUUUGUACGCUGGUGGAAUCAUUGGACCGUAUUUUUUCAAAGAUGCUGUUGGACGCAACGUUACAGUGAAUGGCGAUCGCUAUCGUUAGAUGCUAACAAACUUUUUGUUGCCAAAAAUGGAAGAACUGAACUUGGUAGACAUGUGGUUUCAACAAGAUGGCGCUACAUGCCACACAGCUCGCGAUUCUAUGGCCAUUUUGAGGGAAAACUUCGGAGAACAAUUCAUCUCAAGAAAUGGACCGGUAAGUUGGCCACCAAGAUCAUGCGAUUUGACGCCUUUAGACUAUUUUUUGUGGGGCUACGUCAAGUCUAAAGUCUACAGAAAUAAGCCAGUAACUAUUCCAGCUUUGGAAGACAACAUUUCCGAAGAAAUUCGGGCUAUUCCGGCCGAAAUGCUCGAAAAAGUUGCCCAAAAUUGGACUUUCCGAAUGGACCACCUAAGACGCAGCCGCGGUCAACAUUUAAAUGAAAUUAUCUUCAAAAAGUAAAUGUCAUGUACCAAUCUAACGUUUAAAAUAAAGAACCGAUGAGAUUUUGCAAAUUUUAUGCGUUUUAUUGUUUAAAAAAGUUCUCAAGCUCUUAAAAAAUCACCCUUUAUUACAGUGAAACGAAACCGUAAACCAAGCCUUAACAAUGGAUGACAUUAUUUAUUGGUAUCUUCUUACAAUGGAUAGUGGGCUUAGCGAUAAAAGAAAUCGUUUGAUUCUUUCGACCUGUAUCUUCUGAACUCAUGCAAAUAAAAAUCGCAUACUCGAAUCAA
Messenger RNA from Malaya genurostris, 3362 nucleotides. It is a transcript of the gene SerRS, whose product is annotated as serine--tRNA ligase, cytoplasmic. Gene Ontology annotation, molecular function: tRNA binding; serine-tRNA ligase activity; ATP binding. Gene Ontology annotation, cellular component: cytosol. Bases 117 to 1616 code for a protein of 499 amino acids. NCBI's taxonomy places the organism in Eukaryota, Metazoa, Arthropoda, Insecta, Diptera, Culicidae. The record is from RefSeq and is a predicted model, not a curated record. The transcript has 2 exons. Gene Ontology annotation, biological process: seryl-tRNA aminoacylation.